Molecule: messenger RNA, 983 nt
Organism: Alexandromys fortis (reed vole)
Lineage: Eukaryota; Metazoa; Chordata; Mammalia; Rodentia; Cricetidae
Product: saoe class I histocompatibility antigen, A alpha chain-like
Exons: 3
Biological process (GO): positive regulation of T cell mediated cytotoxicity; antigen processing and presentation of endogenous peptide antigen via MHC class I via ER pathway, TAP-independent; immune response
Cellular component (GO): external side of plasma membrane
Molecular function (GO): peptide antigen binding; signaling receptor binding
Source: RefSeq, a predicted model, not a curated record
CAGUGCCAAGAGCCCUCCUUCUGUUGCUGGCAGCCACCCUGUCCCCAACUCUGGCCCUCUCGGGUGAGUACCAGGUGGAGAGAGAAACUAUUUCUGAAGGAAGAAACGGGGUCACUGGGUUGGGACCGCACCCGGAAAGCCAUGUCUCUGCCCUUGCCCAACGAGCCCUCCCUUCUCCCGGAGAUGGGCAGUCAGUUCCAAGCUCCCUUCUCUCCGCGUUUGGACCCGCGCCCCCUGCACACCUCCCAAGGGGUGCACCUGUUCCUCGAUCUGGCCGGAUGCAGGGUCACCGCGCGCCACUCCUAGGCUCACACUCCCUGCGUUAUUUCUCCACCGUCUUCUACAAUCCUGGCCACGGCGAACCUCGGGUCAGGGUCGUCGGCUGUGUGGACAACACACAGAUCUCCAGCUUUGACAGCGACAAUGAGAGUCAGCGAGUGGAACCGCGGGUGCCAUUUAUGGCGCAGGAUCCUGAGCAUUUGAAUGAAUUGACGCGUCUCGGCAGGCGCAUCUUAAUAAUUGGCCGAAUCGAACUGAGGACCCUGUUCAACUACCGUAGCAAGAGAGAGAAUGGGUCUCACACUAUCCAGGAUAUUUGCGGCUGCGACAUAGGGCCAGACCACCGCCUACUUCGUGGGUAUAAACAGAUCGCUUAUGAUACCCAAGAUUACAUCUCUCUGACUGAGGACCUGCGCUCCUGGAUCGCAGUGGAUACCAAGGAGGCUAAGAGCACCAGGCGCAAGUGGGAGGCAGCAGGGUUUGCAAGACCAUGGAAAUCUUUCUUUGAAGGAAGGUGUGUGACAUGGCUUCUCAAAUACCUGGAUAAAGGGAAGGAGAUUCUGCAGCGUGCAGAUCCUCCAAAAACAAAUGUGACUCAUCACCCCAGACCUGAAGGAGGCGCCACCCUGAGGUGCUGGGCCCUGGGCUUCUACCCUGCAGACAUCACCCUGACCUGGCAGAGGGAUGAGGAGGACCUGACCCAG